Molecule: messenger RNA, 711 nt
Organism: Aspergillus puulaauensis
Lineage: Eukaryota; Fungi; Ascomycota; Eurotiomycetes; Eurotiales; Aspergillaceae
Product: putative secreted glycosyl hydrolase
Exons: 2
Coding region: 1-711 (236 amino acids)
Biological process (GO): carbohydrate catabolic process; peptidoglycan catabolic process; cell wall macromolecule catabolic process
Molecular function (GO): lysozyme activity
Source: RefSeq, a predicted model, not a curated record
AUGCGCAUCGCUUCGCCCUGGUGGCUGUUCUCAGCCUUCCCAUCGCUGUCUUCCGGAGCCACCCCUCUGCCUGUGAAUGGCACUCGGGGAAUCGACCUGUUCGAGAUCCAUUUGCCCGUGAACUGGAAGAAUGCCGUCACAGACGGCGUGGAGUUUGUCUUUGUGAAGGCAACAGAGGGAAGCAGCUACAAAAACCCACGAUAUCCCUCCCAAAGGGAAAACGCCCUAACAAACGCCCCAGGGAUCUUCCACGGCGCAAUCCACUUCGCAAAGGCGGCAUCCAGCAGCGGCGCUGACCAGGCCACGUUCUUCCUGAACAAUGGCGGGAACUGGACUGCAGACGGGCAGACCCUCCCGGGCGUCCUGGAGAUGGAAGGAAACAUCGCCGGAAAGCUAUGCCACGGGAUGGAAGCGGGCGAAAUCACAGACUGGAUGGCGGAUUUCUCGCACACUUAUAAAGAAGCCACCGGUCGACCGCCGCUGCUGUUUCUGUCUGCGCAGUGGUGGGGGAAGUGUGCCGGGAAUGAUACCUCCUUUGGCGAGACGCAUCCGCUUUGGCUGGCGAAUUGGGCGGAUGAGAUGGGUGAGUUGCCUGUUGGUUGGGAUGAGGCGAUGUUCUGGCAGUAUGCGGCGAUGAGUGGGAGUGGGGGGGAGGGGGAUGUGUUUUUGGGGAGGAGGGAAGACUUGAAGAGGUUUGCUUUGGGAUUGUGA